This is a messenger RNA of Lactuca saligna, 1332 nucleotides long. NCBI's taxonomy places the organism in Eukaryota, Viridiplantae, Streptophyta, Magnoliopsida, Asterales, Asteraceae. The record is from the annotation of a GenBank genome assembly.
AUGUAUCGAGAAUCGGGAAAAAGAAGCGGAGAAAUAACCAAAUCCAUCUUCGAUCCCUACCAAAUGCAUGUAAGAUUUUCUCAUGAGAUCGUCCAACUUGGGGGUGCUUCUCGCGUCUUCCUGAUAUGCUUUGGAGUUCAUUAUUGGUAUCUUGGACACUGUAUAAGUUAUGCGGUUGUAGGGUUUGCCUUACUUGGCGCAGCCGUGACUUGCCACCUAUCAGUUACAAAUCCUUUAGCAGCAAGAAGAGACGCCUUACAAAUCACUGUGAUUCGCCACAGUUCUUCAAGUUCAACAGAAGGUUGUGGUUCAAUUGUGAAACGUAGUAGUAAUGCAGAAACUAGUCAUUUAGGUAACAAUUGGAAUCAUGCAGAAGGAAUCAACAGUAAAAAAAGCUUAAAUAGUGGAAGACCUAGUGUAGUUCUAUAUAGUAGUUAUUUCAGAUCAAUUGUCCAAGAAGCUGAAAGAAACUUUGACCAAAAUAGUGAUGAGUCAACUUCAAAUCAGCAAACACUUGACUUGAACUUAGCUUUGACGUUUCAAGAAAGAUGGGUUCAAGUCUUCAUAUUAGAUGUUCUUUCUAAAUACAAGGCAGCUGAUGCUCGUGAAGUUGAAAAUAUAGUAGAGAGAGUCACUCCAAGACUGCAACAUGCAAAUUGUGUCGUAGUUCUUUCACCUGUUAAGAAGGAGAUCCAAUAUGUUUCACUAAGGAACAUCAACCUUAUUGUACAGAGGCGUCCUACAAUUCUUGCUCAUGAAAUUAAGCCUCCGUUUAUAGGUGGACACAGACAGAAGAUUCAGGAGAAAAUAGUGAAGGACAAGAUAAAGCUUCCGGUAUUCUUGUCAAGUGAAGCACAUUCGCUUUUGAAAGGGGAUCCAUGUGAUCAGAAUUUCCCUGGUGCUCCAACAUUUUUGCCAGUUGUGCAAUUUGCGGGGCAGCAUCCUGGUGGGCUUGGAGUUCCUGCUGUUGGCAUGGCGUUCCCUGGCUAUGUUACUCAACCCAAUGGAAUGGGGAAUUCAGAAAUGACAUGGCUACCUAUUUUGGCUGGUGCUACUGGGGCUUUUGGCUGCUUCACCUUAUAUCACAAUGGAUGGUGCUUAUCAUGCUAUGCCAUCUGGCCAGACCUCUACAUUGCCUCCUACAAGGUAGAUCACACUUGCUUGGCUAAACGUUAUUCUGUAUGCUUUCAAAUUUGUCUUCUUCCUGAAUUCUUUUUCUUUCUAUCAUGGCAACCUUCAAUAAUAGUUUUGGACCGGCACCUUCUUGCAAAAGAUAUCGUGUACGUGUUCUUCUGCUGCUAUUGUGGAUCCGGGAACAUCCUUGCUUACUAG